Molecule: messenger RNA, 1275 nt
Organism: Dermacentor silvarum
Lineage: Eukaryota; Metazoa; Arthropoda; Arachnida; Ixodida; Ixodidae
Product: epidermal retinol dehydrogenase 2-like
Cellular component (GO): lipid droplet
Molecular function (GO): oxidoreductase activity, acting on the CH-OH group of donors, NAD or NADP as acceptor
Source: RefSeq, a predicted model, not a curated record
GGGGCCCUCAGCUGCAAGUUUAUCGCACAGCGUGCGCGGCGUCGGGCCGUGAACGAACAGACCGGGAAGAAAACACCGACGUGGCUUGCGGCGGAGUUGAGCCGUUCUCUUGAUCUCCGUGUGAGUACGAAUUCAGGGGCGUGGUGUAGCAACAGCGGUCUCGUCGGAGAGCGAAGAGGAUCAGCCAUCACCAUGGAGGGAUCGGGCAACAAGGUGUGGCACAUCGCGUACAACUUGUUUCUCGUGCUGUACUACAUCGCCGAGGCGAUCGUGAUGAAGUUCGUGCCGCGCCAGUACCUGCACCGCAAGAGCGUCGCCGGCGAGACGGUGCUGGUGACGGGGGCGGGCAGCGGCAUCGGCCGCCUGCUUUCGCUACGGUUCGCGCAGCGCGGGGCGCGCCUUGUGCUCUGGGACAUUGACCGGGCGGGCAACGAGGAAACGGCGCGCCUCAUCCGCGAAGCCGGUGGCAAGGCCUGGCCCUACGUGUGCAACGUGGCCGAGAGCAAGACCGUGUACGAGACCGCGGCCCGGGUCCGCGAGGACGUCGGUCGUGUCGACAUCGUCGUCAACAACGCCGGCGUCGUGUCCGGCAAGCGGCUGCUCGACCUGCCCGACGAGAUGAUCACGCGAACCUUCCAGAUCAACACUCUGGCCCACUACUGGGUGGUGAAGGCGUUCCUUCCGGACAUGAUGGCCGCGAACCACGGCCACAUCGUGUCCAUCGCGUCGCUGGCCGGACUGGGCGGCGUGUGCCGGCUGACCGACUACUGCGGCUCCAAGUUCGCCGCGGUGGGCUUCCAGGAGGCGCUGGCCAUGGAGAUGGCCACCGAGGGCUACACGGGCAUUCGCUUCACCACCGUGUGUCCCUUCUUCAUCAACACGGGCAUGUUCGCCGGCGUGGAGCCGGGGGUGUUCGGCUUCCUGCGGCCCGAGUACGUGGCCGACGAGACGAUCGAGGCGGUGCUCAGGGACAAGCCUCUGCUCAUCAUGCCGAGGGUCUUCUACUCGCUGGUCGCGCUCAAGACGAUACUACCGGUCAGCGCGAUUGUGGCGCUCUCCCGGGGUCUCGGCGGAUUCGAGGUCAUGGACAAGUUCAUCGGACGUGGCAUCGCAGCAAAGGCCUGAACAUCGGGCGAAGCCCGCCGUUACAUCAUUUGGAGACCAGAGAAACAUCUUCUGCGACUUUUUUUCCCCUCUCUCUCUAUUCUUUUUUUUUUCGUUCCACUUUCGCGUCACAGCUGUUUGCACCACAGUGGUUUUUCAGGCGCCUUUCGG